Molecule: messenger RNA, 1153 nt
Organism: Zootoca vivipara (common lizard)
Lineage: Eukaryota; Metazoa; Chordata; Lepidosauria; Squamata; Lacertidae
Gene: HIKESHI
Product: heat shock protein nuclear import factor hikeshi
Biological process (GO): protein import into nucleus
Cellular component (GO): nucleus; cytosol
Molecular function (GO): Hsp70 protein binding; nuclear import signal receptor activity
Source: RefSeq, a predicted model, not a curated record
CCCCCACACACGCGCAAGAAUGCCAGCCUAUCCCUAUGCCAAUCAUUUCCUUCCGUUUGCCCCGGAUGAGCUUCGGCGGGCGGGCGGGCGGUGGCGCGGAGGGCCCACCGGGGUGGUCGCCUGGGCCGAUCGUGGCUUUCGAGGAAGCGGCGAGCGGAGCCCCCUGCGCCAUGUUUGGCUGCUUGGUCGCGGGUAGGCUGGUGCAAACGGUUGCACAGCAGGUGGCAGAAGACAAGUUUGUGUUUGACUUGCCCAACUAUGACAGCAUCAACCACGUGGUGGUCUUCAUGCUGGGGACCGUUCCCUUCCCAGAGGGAAUGGGUGGGUCUGUCUACUUCUGCUACCCCGAUGAGAACGGGCUGGCAGUGUGGCAGCUCCUGGGCUUUGUCACAAAUGAAAAACCAAGUGCCAUCUUCAAAAUUUCCAGUCUGAAAUCGGGGAAAGGCAGCCAUCAUCCGUUUGGAGCGAUGAAUAUCCCCCAAACGCCAUCUGUAGCCCAGAUUGGGAUUUCUGUGGAGCUGCUGGAACUCUUGGCUCAGCAAACUCCUGUAGCAAGUGCCGCUGUAUCAUCAGUCAAUUCAUUCACAGAGUUCACUCAAAAGAUGCUAGACAAUUUUUAUAACUUCGCUUCGUCCUUCGCUGUCACCCAGGCCCAAAUGACACCCAACCCGUCAGAAGCUUUUAUUCCUGCAAAUGUAGUUUUGAAAUGGUACGAGAAUUUCCAAAGAAGAUUAACUCAGAAUCCUUUGUUUUGGAAAACAUAAUCUGGAGCCAAGUUCUUGCAAAUGCGUGCUUUGGCAACUGGUCACAACUUAAAAGAUGCAAAAGAUGGAGCCUGCAAAAUAAAUCUGGAUGGGUCAAUUAAAAGUCUGAGCAUAAUUGGGGGAGGGCAGCUUUUGUAAUAUUUAUGGGGCAUUUGUUACAAAUUAAAGCUCUAAAAAGAAGUCAUUGCCGUUUUUCUUUUUUUAAAGUUAAAAAUGUGGAACCACAAAAGGAGCUCCUCAUUAUGAAUUGUACGGAAAACUCUUUCCAUCGUGUUAACGAGCAAAUAGGUCCUUGUUUGGUGGUUCUUUAACGCUUUAGGCUCGGGCACUGUUGUGCGCAUCAAAUUGCAAAUAAAAUUUGGUCUGACGCCUGUGCCUCUUUGAAAACA